AUGAAGCACCUGAUAUUGUCAGGGGCGUGUUACUUAGAUACCAUUCUCAGGGAAGCCAACGAUGUACCGUUCUUCCCGGAAGAAGACUCAAAGCUCCGUGCGACCAGCCUGUCCAUUCGUCGUGGAGGAAACUGCCCCAACUCGCUCGAGGUGCUCCAGCAGAUCCUUGUGCCACGGGAACCUGUUAGACUAUACCUGAUUACAUGUCUCCCUAGCAGGGCGUCCUCAGCAACGCGUCGGGUCAUCGGGUCGUUUGGAGAACAUUCCCUUGUCAACUUUGACCACUGUCUCUAUCGGGAGGCGUACGAGGAAGCAGCAAGUAGCUAUGUCAUCCGGAACGAGCGGAGCAGCAGUCGCACUAUCAUCAACUACAACGACUUACCUGAAAUGACAUCUGACGAAUUCGAGGAAAAGGCAGGGGCAUUUGACGCGGACCAAGAAACCUGGUGGCACUUUGAGGGGCGAAUCCCAGACACAACGCUCAGUUGCAUUCGCCAUGUACGCAAAACACAGCCCAAGGCGCGGAUCAGCGUCGAGGUUGAGAAGCCUGGACGACCAGGCCUUCCAGAGUUGGCGGCUGAGGCGGAUGUCGUCUUCUACUCGCGGAGUUGGGCCGAGGUACGAUCGUUGGCCCUGUGUACCUGGGGCGCUGACGGAGCCGCUGCCCUGUCUCGGUCUACGAAGGAGGAGGAUUGCUUCCUCUGCCCAGUUCCAACGAAGGCGAUUGCCGUUAUCGACGCCGUGGGUGCGGGCGACACGUUCAUCGGCGGUAUGCUGUAUGGCUUGGUAUGCCAGAGCCAGAGCUGGGAUGUUAGACGCAAGGUCGAGUUUGCGGUUGAGCUGGCCACCCGCAAAGUACAGCAGGAGGGGUUUGGUGGGCUCGACGCAGCUCGUACUUGGGAUUAA
Molecule: messenger RNA, 906 nt
Organism: Clonostachys solani
Lineage: Eukaryota; Fungi; Ascomycota; Sordariomycetes; Hypocreales; Bionectriaceae
Source: the annotation of a GenBank genome assembly